GCCUUUUCUUCCAAGUCUUGUUUAGUCUUUCUGAGGAAGAUGGCGGAAUCAUCGGCGGCGGCAGCAGCACCGAGGUCGGAUGCGGAGACGGAGGAGUUGCUGGAUCGAAUGCUUACUCGGCUGGCGCUCUGCGACGACUCCAAACUCGAAGCCUUGCUCUCGAAGCUCCUCCCUCUCACCAUCUCCUCACUCUCCUCUCAGUCUCUAGCCGUCCGCAACAAGGUUCUUGAGAUCUUGAGUCAUGUGAACAAGAGAGUGAAACAUCAGCCUGAGAUUGGUUUGCCAUUCAUGGACUUAUGGAAAAUGUAUGGUGAAUUGAAUGCACCUCCAAUGGUUAAGAAUUUCUGCAUCAUAUAUAUUGAGAUGGCAUUUGAACGGAUAAAUUUAAAGGUUCUCUUUAUAGGAGAAAGAAAAUAUGGCACCAAUGGUUUUGACAAACAUUUCAAAGCUUCCUCAGCAGCACCAAGAGAUCAUCAUGAGGAUAGCUGUAAAGGUAUAUUUCAAAAUAUUUUCUCUCUCCUUUCUUGAUUCUUCAUAUCAUGUUCUGGAUAUUUUCAUUUAGUCUCUUACUCUCUUUAAGCACCACUGGAUAAGCUUUUUGAUGUUUUCUAAUUCUAGAUAUAGUUUUUAGUUUGGUACCAACAUAUUUACAGCCUUCAUUAGGUUUGUUUU
Messenger RNA from Rubroshorea leprosula, 672 nucleotides. The record is from the annotation of a GenBank genome assembly. Lineage: Eukaryota; Viridiplantae; Streptophyta; Magnoliopsida; Malvales; Dipterocarpaceae.